This is a messenger RNA of Vespula vulgaris, 1677 nucleotides long. It is a transcript of the gene trus, whose product is annotated as programmed cell death protein 2-like. Gene Ontology annotation, cellular component: cytoplasm. Lineage: Eukaryota; Metazoa; Arthropoda; Insecta; Hymenoptera; Vespidae. The transcript has 4 exons. Bases 197 to 1459 code for a protein of 420 amino acids. The record is from RefSeq and is a predicted model, not a curated record.
AUCUGUAAUAUGCUUAUCUUUUGUGAAACCUCCAAAAAUCGAUUAAAGCAGAAACCGGUAAAAGCGCACGCGUCGUGCAGAAGUUAUGUACAUAUCAGCUGCAUUCUAUAAGCUGCAUUGAUAACGCUGUAUUGAAAAAUCAGUGUUAUUUUAUUAUCGAAAGUCUUCCAAUGAAAUAUUAUUUGAAUCAUAUUUAAUGGCUCGUAAUAAUCGCACAAAGGUAUAUCUUGGUUACGAAGAUGACUAUGUGACAGACAAGCAUCGUAAUCUCAUUAAUUUUACAACUAAUAAAAUUGGUGGAUUUCCAGACUGGCAUGGAAAGAACACACUGUCAUCACCACAGUGUAGACUUUGCGGCUUACACCAACUCUUGGCUCUACAAUUGUAUGCUCCACUAGAAAAUUCAAAAUACCAUCGCACACUUUAUAUAUUUGCAUGUAUCAAUCCAAAUUGUUGGAAUCACAAUGAAAGUUGGACUUGUUUGAGAAUUCAAUCCUUGGAGAACGAAAGUAAAACACAUCCAUCUAAUGAAGAUGGCACAAGUGUAUUACUUACAAAAACUUGGUUGGCAGGAGCAGAUGACUGGGGCGAUAACUUGAAUGAUAAUUCUUGUGAACACAAUGGAAAUAACAUGUUAUCAAAUGUUCCUAUUGAUUUUAAUCAUUCCAUGCAGUCUGCUAUUGGAAAAGAUUUUGUAGAUGAUUUUGCUGUAUUGCAAGUAGAUGAUCCAAAUGCAAAUAGCCCUGCAAGCAUAGAAUCUCCAAUUGGAGGAGCUGUAGGAAAAGUAGAUUCUUCUCAAGCAUCUGCAGAAAUAGAAGGCGAAGAAAGUGAAGUUGUAUGCAUUGAUACUCCUACACAGCCACAAUGUGACUUGGUCAGUUUAUUACAUGAAGUAACACCAUUCCCAAUACAGAUUGAAUCGAAUACAGAAGAGAAAUACUUUUUUACUGAAAUUUUUAUUUCUGUUGAUGAAGAAGCUUCCAAUAUUGAUGUACCACAACAUGUUCGAGAGUUACUUUUAGAAUAUCAACAUACCAAACCAGAUGCAUCACCAACAUUUGUUCCAGAAUCUAAUGAUUCCAAAAAUGCUGGGACAGAUAUAGAAAAGUAUGAAAAAAGUGUUCCAUUACAUGGAGAUGAAAUGUUCCAUAAUUUUGUCAGUCGCAUACAAGAUAAUCCUGGACAAUUGUUAAGAUACUGCAGAGAUAAUUCUGCAACUUUACUAUUAUAUCCUAUAAGUGGUUGUAUUGGGAAAUGUAGACAUUGUGGAGCAGAAAUGACUUUUGAAUUACAAGUGUUGCCGACACUUAUACCAAAACUAACAUUGCAACCACAAAAUGAGGAAAAUUUUCAAAUUGAAUUUGGUACAGUUCUGAUAUUCACAUGUUUAAAAAGUUGCUGGUCCUCAACUGAUUCAUACAGAGAAGAACAUAUUAUUGUUCAAGCAGAAAGAUUAUAGUGAUUAUGUUUUAAUCAAUUCUAUAAAAUAGUAUGGAGAUAUAAUUUUGGUAAAAAUAUAGUAAUUUUAUUUCUAUAGAUAAAUACCGUCCAUAUAGUUUGAAAUGUCUGUAAUACAAUGAAAAUGUAUUGAAAAUUAUGACAGAUAUGCAUUUUAAAUAAUUUCUAAAAAAUUAAUGGAAAUACUAUAUAGAAAUUACAUAAUUAUCUUUGUGUAAA